Messenger RNA from Carya illinoinensis, 781 nucleotides. RefSeq names its product early nodulin-93-like. NCBI's taxonomy places the organism in Eukaryota, Viridiplantae, Streptophyta, Magnoliopsida, Fagales, Juglandaceae. The transcript is spliced from 4 exons. The coding region runs from base 83 to 430 and encodes 115 amino acids. The record is from RefSeq and is a predicted model, not a curated record.
GUCGCGAAUUACAAUGACAACACGACUCUCCCCCACCCUCUCCAUUUCCCUGUGAAGUCUGAAGAACGGCGGGCACGGAGGAAUGGGAAUCCCAUCGGAAAUGAGGGACGUGUGGGUGAAUAAAAGAAACGGAUUCUUGAUUGCUUCUCCAGUUGAAGAGCAGAAGAUCUUGAACGCCAGAAAUUGCACAAAUGAAGGUGUUCGUGCCGGAUUCAAGGCAGCUUCCAUUGCAUGUGUUGCCAGUGCUGUGCCUACGUUGGUUGCCGUUCGUGUGAUUCCUUGGGCAAAGACAAACCUCAAUUAUACUGCUCAGGCACUCAUUAUAUCUGCUGCAUCAAUUGCUGCAUACUUCAUCACUGCUGAUAAAACGAUUUUAGAGUGUGCGAGAAGAAAUUCCCGGCUUGAAGAUGCCUUGAGACACCAGAGAUGAUGCUGUGCAGUUGAAGUUAUUGUGUAUGUCCAUAACCAGUAAACCUAAUGUCCAUAUUGCACGUUGUGCUGCAGCUUGGUAAGAUGUGCCCCUUUUGUUUUGUUUUGUUUUUGUUUUUCUUAAUUUGCUGAGCGUGAUGGUUAAUAGUUACUACAUUUCAGUAGUUGUUCAUGACUCUCUGAGUUCUAUAUGGGAUUACCCUGUCGAAUUUAUCUUGCAUUACAAGAGUUGUAAAAUCAGACCGAGGUUGCCAUUUUGCUGUGUACUUUUUUAGCCAACUAGCUUAUUGGAAUCAAAAUAAUGGGUAAGAAGGCAUGGCGCCAUCUCUGUCUAUUGUUAAUUAUAACUUAA